AUGUUCCUUCUGGCCAUUAUUACUCUACUUUUGGGAUACGCUUUGUGCAUACAAUGCAGUAGAAGCCGUUAUUCGAGCAAACGGAGCAGUGUGAGUAUAAGAUCGCAGACGACUUCGUCGAGGAAGCCGAAGAAAGAGAUCAAACCCACCAUCACCUCGGCUUGUUGUGAGGCCGGAGGGACCACUGCCAAUCAGGAUCGGAUCUCCGUCAAACCGUUGAGGUAAGAAGAGAUCUUGAGGCUGUUUUAGAGAGUUUUUCUACUAGACACACCUUUAUUUUCGUUGCCUUUGAUCAUUUUUUAUAUUAUCCAUAACGGAUUUUCUUACAUCGAAUCUUAUUACUGCGAUUUCUCGACAGUAGACGUGGCUAUCGGACGAUAAAACUCGAUUUUUUGUCAAAAAACGUAACCAUGAUGGAUAAUAUAAAAAAAUUCAAAACGAAAAGUUAAAGGUGUACCUAGUACAGUGGCGGACCUGAUCCAAUGGCAAAAAACGUUCCAUUUUGCAUCCGAAAAGUAUCAAAAAUGUAGCAAAAUACCCCCUUCUCCAAGUGAAAAAACUCCAAUUUCAAAAGCGCGCCCGUUCCCUUUUGUGAGGCGUUCUUCAAAACUGGGGGUUUUCAGUUGGAGAGGGAGGUAUUUUGCUACAUUUUUGAUACUUUUCGGAUGCAAAAUGGAGCGUUUUUUGCCAUUGGAUCAGGUCCGCCGCUGUACUAGCUACACUUUUAACUUUGCGGUUUUGAAUUUUUUUAUAAUAUCCAUCAUGAUUACAUGGGUUUUUGACAAAAAAAUCUAGUUUUAAUGUCCGAUAGCCAUAUCCACUGUCUAGAAAUUGCAGUAAUAAGACUACACACCGCAUAUACUAUCUUAUUUUUUAGACAAAUGGACCAAGAAAGUGCGCUGAGCCGCUCCCUGAUCUCCCCUUCCACUGCCCGCUAA
This is a messenger RNA of Bursaphelenchus xylophilus (pine wood nematode), 938 nucleotides long. Lineage: Eukaryota; Metazoa; Nematoda; Chromadorea; Rhabditida; Aphelenchoididae. The record is from the annotation of a GenBank genome assembly.